AUGGAUAAAUUUACCCCGACGUUCGACUGCGACCGUUUCACCGUUUACAGAACAUGGGAGUGUGAGGGCAGUGUUAUUUACCAGAUGACAACAUGGACCGACGCGGUCGCCUAUGGAUUAUCCUGGGUCUCGCCUACAAAGCUAAACGUCGUCUUCCUUAAGGUGCAGCUGCCGACGUUCCAGGAAUCCUAUGACAAACUGGCAGCAUCUGGAGUGGAGCUUAAUCCAGAUACCCGCAAUGGCUUAAACCAUGAUCUCGGGACCAUGCUAUCACAGAGGAUUGCCCCCUGGGAGGCUAUAUCAGGAAGAGCAAUCAAGGAUUUGUGCCGGGAGCAUCCCAACGAUAUUAUCAUCGCCGCCCCGGAGGUGGUCGGACAUUUACGGAUCUUCUCCAUUGUUUGGGCGCCUCAGGAGAACGACCGGCCAAGGCUGCAAGGGAUGCGGGACUUUGUCCAAGAAAACUUUGCAUGGCAAUUAAGGGAAAGCAAGAUUGAGUCCGUUAUCAGAACACCGGUCCAGUGGAUUGGGGGUACAGCUGCAAGACUAUUUCUAUGGGGCUCAAUGGGCCCAUCGCAAGCUUAG
Molecule: messenger RNA, 582 nt
Organism: Aspergillus pseudotamarii
Lineage: Eukaryota; Fungi; Ascomycota; Eurotiomycetes; Eurotiales; Aspergillaceae
Exons: 1
Coding region: 1-582 (193 amino acids)
Source: RefSeq, a predicted model, not a curated record